UGGACUGUUCGGACGUGCAUAGUGGAGAAGCGGUUAUUUAACGCGAGUUAACCAAAUGAGUACAGUGGAGAAAAAAGAAAUAGAGCUAAUAAAAUAAAAAAAGAAAUACCGUGCAAUAGUCAUAGCCAGCAAAUGAAGAGUCAAAAGCGCUGUGAGACGCGCGAAGUUUAUAAUUAAACGCAAGUGGAGAAGCMGAGGAAAAUAUUAGUGUUAAGAAAAGAAAAGUAAAUGAAAUAAGCAAUAACAGAAUCAAUGCAUGAAAUAUAAGCGAAUAAACACGAAUUUUGUGUUAUGUGUUUUCGAUUGGCGGUCCAACAUAAAGGCGACGUCUUGUGUUAAUUAUUUGCAUACUCUUACAUCAAAGGGAAGUUGCCGACGACAUUAUAACAACAAAAUUAAUAAUAACAAUCAGAAUUAAAUUAAACUACAACAACAGUCAGAAUAAUUAAAGCACAUUAAAAGUAGUUAAAUAUCGCCUGUUGGGCGUUUAUAACACGCAUAAAGUCAUAUUAAGCGCUCUAAAGCCAUACAACAACAGCAACAAGCAAGCAAAAAGUGUGCGCACCAAAUUUGUUGUUACUACUACGCACCUACACACGCACACGYGCUAGUAUGGCUCACGCCGUCGAAGUUGCCGGCAAACGSAAUGCCACAAAGCCAAUAACARCAGCAGCAGCGCAUAAAAAACAACAACUACGUCGACUAUUUCUGCUGUUGCAAGUUUGCAUUGCCGUUUUAGUGGCCAGCAGUUGUUUGGCAUUGCCAUCGGCGGCCGACGCGAAACAUCUCGAUGGUCAUCAUUUUCAUGCUCAUCAUGAGCAACAACAACAACAGCAUGCACAUCACAGGCGCCGCUUGCAGCGCGAUUCGACCAGUAAAAUUUUAAACACACGCGGACAGUGCAACAGCGUGCGGGAUUACUUCGAGACGAUCGACGUUAAGCUGAUUGGCAACUUUGAGGAAAAAG
Bactrocera latifrons is the source of this 967-nucleotide messenger RNA. Its product is annotated as division abnormally delayed protein-like. NCBI's taxonomy places the organism in Eukaryota, Metazoa, Arthropoda, Insecta, Diptera, Tephritidae. The record is from RefSeq and is a predicted model, not a curated record. The annotation marks the transcript as partial. The transcript has 2 exons.